This is a messenger RNA of Zea mays, 1089 nucleotides long. Its product is annotated as probable manganese-transporting ATPase PDR2. The coding region runs from base 1 to 1089 and encodes 362 amino acids. The record is from RefSeq and is a predicted model, not a curated record. NCBI's taxonomy places the organism in Eukaryota, Viridiplantae, Streptophyta, Magnoliopsida, Poales, Poaceae. Gene Ontology annotation, molecular function: ATPase-coupled monoatomic cation transmembrane transporter activity; ATP hydrolysis activity; P-type ion transporter activity. Gene Ontology annotation, cellular component: endoplasmic reticulum membrane. The transcript is spliced from 11 exons. Gene Ontology annotation, biological process: intracellular calcium ion homeostasis; transmembrane transport.
AUGGCCAACGUGCUGGACGCUGUCUUGGAGACUACGAAGGCCUUGAGCCCUGGAGCUACUAAGAAAGAUGCUGAAGCUACCAAAGUCCAAGAUGUGGCCAAAGCUGGGUCUUCAGCGUCCAUUGAGACAAAGGCUGCCGCGCUUGAAGACAAAACAGCAGGGCAGAUUGUUUCAAUUGCUGGACGUGGUCCUGAUGAUAUGCUAUCUAUAAGGCGAGAUAAGAACCAUAUCCUAUUUGGUGGCACUAAAGUAUUGCAACACACUGCAGAUAAGUCUAUAAAUCUUCGAUCACCUGAUGGUGGCUGUCUAGCUUUUGUAUUGAGGAUUAGAUUUGAGACUAGCCAAGGGAAAUUGAUGAGGACUAUCUUAUUUUCAACUGAGAGGGUACCUGCAAAUAACAAAGAAAGUGGCAUGUUUAUACUCUUUUUGCUUUUGUUUGCAAUCAUUGCGUCCGGUUAUGUGCUUGUGAAGGGAUUAGAGGACCCAACAAGGAGCGGAUAUAAACUUUUAUUGAGCUGUUCGUUGAUUAUUACUUCUGUGAUACCACCGGAAACGCCUAAAUUUUCUGAAUUGCCAGUGGAGCUCUCCAUAGCAGCCAAUACAUCUUUAAUUGCAUUGGCUCGACAUGGUAUUUUCUACACAAAGCCAUUCAGAAUACCAUUUGCUGGGAAGGUUGACAUAUGCUGCUUUGAUAAGAUAGGGACUCUAACAUCAGAUGAUAUGGUUGGUGAUCCCCUAGAAAAGGCUGCUAUAAAGGGCUUAGACUGGAUCUACACAUCUGAUGAGAAGGCCAUGUCCAAAAAGCCUGGUGGUCAACCUGUUCAAAUUGUGCACAGAUACCAUUUUGCUUCUCACUUGAAGAGAAUGUCUAUUAUCGUCUGUAUUCAGCAGAAAUUUUAUGCUUUCAUUAAGGGUGCACCAGAGACCAUCCAAGAGAAAUUAGUUGAUUUACCUGCUGCAUAUGUGGAGACAUAUAAGAAAUACACACGACAAGGUUCUCGGGUCUUGGCUCUUGCAUAUAAAUUGCUUCCUGAGAUGCCUUGUACUUCCAUAAAAGCCCUUUGCCAAAACAAAGCAAAAAACUUCUAG